AGAGAAAAGGUGUUGAGAAAGAAAUUCUGAAGCUCGCACGGAGUGCGGACUGUGAAACCAAACCUGCAAGUACAUACUGUUUGCGUUAUAUGUGCAUGCCUCUGUAAGCAAGACAGGGAGGAAGUCAAGAAAGAAGAGAACACAAGAAACGCAGAGGACAGAGGUUUCAGUGAUAUGAUGGAGCAACCAAACCAAUGGCUUACGCAGACGGUAAGCAUAUUAAUCUGGUCGUCAAUCGUAAUCACUUGUAACAUCUACAAGUUCAGAUGCGGCGAGUUAAAUUUUCUUUUUGCGGAUAAGAUGCUGCGAGUUAAAGCUAGCUAUGCAUAAUUUUGUGACAUCUUAUUGCAAUGGCCCAUGCCAGGAACAGGAGGAGCUAGCUUACAUGUACCAGGAAGAAGGGGGUCCAGUACCUGUACCCGGUAGGGGGCAGCAGUUUGCAGAGCCACCGCUACCUGGCCGUGAAGCGCAGUGCUACACGCCGCCGAUGGCAAUCCCGACGUUCAAUCCAUCUCGCAGCUCCAAUUUCCCGAGCUUUGGGGGCUCGUCGUCAUUGCCGAGCUUACCAUUCGGAUCGGCAAUGGUGAAGAACGAGCUGGGGCAACCGUCUCCGCCGCCAUCAUCCAACUUCCUCUCCGUCGGAGCUGGCCAGGCUAGCACCCUGAGCUUCUCCGGCUGGCAGAGCAAUGGAGUCCAAGGGAUGAUGCAGCAGCUGCAGGCGCCGGAGAGGUUGGGCAGGGCGCCGCAAGAGCACGUCAUCGCCGAGCGCAAGCGGCGGGAGAAGCUGCAGCAGCAGUUCGUGUCCUUGGCCACCAUCGUCCCCGGACUCAAAAAGACUGACAAGCUCUCUCUACUGGGGAGUACCAUCGACUACGUGAAGCAGCUGGAGGAGAAGGUGCAGGCCCUAGAGCAAGGCUCACGGAGGUCGUCAGAGUCCAUGGUGUUCGAUAGCAAAUGCAACAUAUCCCUCCCGACAACGAUGCAGCAGGCCCCAGCGGGAGCGGCUCCAGGUCCGGGUACUCGAGCCCAGACAUUGAGGCCAGCAUCCGAGGGAACACGGCACUACUGAAUAUCUGCUGCAAGAAGAGGAGAGGGGUGCUGGUGAUGAUCCUGACCGAGCUCGAAAAUCAGGGCCUGUCGAUCAUAAACACCAACAUCAUACCGUUUACGGGCUCCUGCCUCAACAUCACCAUCACGGCAAAGGCAAGGCCCCUCUGCCUUGCUCAUAUAUACAUUGUGCAAAUGUAGUAACAACUUGCAAGAGAAUAAACUGUGAUUUGUUAGUA
Triticum aestivum (bread wheat) is the source of this 1286-nucleotide messenger RNA. RefSeq names its product transcription factor NAI1-like. Gene Ontology annotation, molecular function: protein dimerization activity. The record is from RefSeq and is a predicted model, not a curated record. NCBI's taxonomy places the organism in Eukaryota, Viridiplantae, Streptophyta, Magnoliopsida, Poales, Poaceae. The transcript is spliced from 3 exons. Bases 323 to 1069 code for a protein of 248 amino acids.